GCUGUUAUUAGGCUUCCUCCUCUGAUACAGCAGACAGACAAAAGGGGAUCAAAAAGCCCACAAGACGCUCACAAAAACAUAAAAUAAGACCUUUGGAUCAGUAAGUGCGUUCACAUACAGACAUGCCAUGCAAACUCUGGCUCGCUCUUUCAGUGUGGCUUCUCCUGCCAACCUCUGAAGCUGGAAGGCAGAUGCCUAAACUUGCUGACAAGAAACUCUGCGCUGACUCCGAAUGCAGCCACCCUAUCUUGAUAGCUCGUGCAGUGCAGGACUACUACCCUGGAGACUGCAGGUUCAUCCCCAUCAGACAGGGGCAGCUCGUCUAUGUCUAUGCAAUGCUGAAAGACAGAGGGAACCUCUUCUGGGCUGGCAGUGUACAAGACUCGUAUUAUGGACAACAGGAGGCUCGCAUUGGCCACUUCCCCAGCAGCGUAGUGGAGGAGAUGCAUCCUCUCAUGCCAGCUAGCACUGAAGUCACAACUACUAAAUGGGACUUCUACUGUUACUGAUGAUGCCUUUACCAACAAAGAAAACGACCCUCUUGUGAACUACAUUACAAGAUAACUUUUUAUUUGGUAUCAUAUGAUCUUACACACAUUGUUGACAGUAUAUAUGUACAGUAUAUAUGUACGGCACUGCUGAUAAUCUGCAAUUUAGACAGAUAUGGGCAACAGCUCUGCAUAGCAACAAAUGAUUGUAGAAUGUAAUCAGAUUGUAGAAUCAGGAUUUUCAAACACUGAAACAAGAACCAUUGCUGCUAAUGGUUUGUAUUUGACUCCUUCUGUCUGUUUUACUGGUUGAUCGAAAAAUCUCGCAGCCUACAUUCUCUGUAAUACCCCUUCAUACAGUUUAUAUCUGUGUUGCAGGUAUUAAAAGGCAUUAAAUAAUA
Molecule: messenger RNA, 889 nt
Organism: Seriola dumerili (greater amberjack)
Lineage: Eukaryota; Metazoa; Chordata; Actinopteri; Carangiformes; Carangidae
Gene: mia
Product: melanoma inhibitory activity
Exons: 4
Coding region: 123-509 (128 amino acids)
Biological process (GO): extracellular matrix organization
Molecular function (GO): protein binding
Source: RefSeq, a predicted model, not a curated record